Molecule: messenger RNA, 600 nt
Organism: Echinococcus granulosus
Lineage: Eukaryota; Metazoa; Platyhelminthes; Cestoda; Cyclophyllidea; Taeniidae
Exons: 3
Coding region: 1-600 (199 amino acids)
Source: RefSeq, a predicted model, not a curated record
AUGGCAAAAGCGCCUGCCAGUUUGGGACUGCGGCACGAGCCGCACUCUGUCAUCGAUCAGGGGCGGGUCGGUAAGGCGAUGGCUUCGGCUGAUACGGAUCUCAUUUGUGGUGUGUGCACAAAUUUGAUGAGUGAUCCCUACAGCCCACCAUGCGGGCAUACGUUCUGCUUGAGACCCUGCCUGCUGCCUCACGCCAGAGCGAUGACAGCGCGCUGCAUCCGUUGUCAUGCGACGUUCGACUUGGCUGAGCUGCGUCCCAACUAUACUAUUGCAGCGAAGCUCACUCUGAUCUCGAUGAAACGGGAGCCGCAGCAGGAUCAGAUGCCGAAGCAGCAGGCGAAGAACAAAGGCGACUGUGUGGAGGAGAUGUCGAUUGGUGAACGGAGAAUCAGGGAAAAUCCUCCCUUCUCUAUGCGUUGCAGCACCUGCAGGAGACCAGUCGGAGCGAAAGAAGUGGAUACUUGCCAUCAUUGUCAUUGCAACAUCUGUUCGCAGUGCCGUGAGAAACACCGCGACAGUGCCAUCCAAAUGGCAAUGACUGCCACUUCUCUACGCCUCAAGGAUGUGGACCUUCGUGUCUCCUUGCCAGAUGAUAAGUGA